GCCUGCGUUAUUUUGCCAGAUAUACGUAUUUCAAUUAAAAAAAUUAAAAAGUCGAAUGCAGGAGAAAUAAUAUUGGAAGCAGUCCGGUUUAAAAAUGUCCAUCCAUUCUUUACAGCUCCAUUCACUUCAUUAGCUCUAGGAAUAGCACUUUCGGAUUCAUUAUCUGAAGAAAUUGAAGAAUUUAAAGCAGAUGAUGUAGCAUAUAAAUUGAUGUUGCUCCCUUCUUCACAAAAUUUUCUACUAUUGCCUUUAUUAAAUAGCUGCACUUUUUAAUAGAUAACAAAAAACAAAACGAAUAUAAAAAAAAAUAUAUAAUAUAAAAAAAGCCAAAUAUUUAUAUGAAAAUGACUCAGCAACAACCAAAUCAGAUAAGACAAUUUGACUUCAAAGAGAAUGAAAUAAUAUUUUAUGAUUCGCAAAUUCAUUCCGAAAACAACUAUAGCGGCAGCAGCAAUAACAACAACUAUCUCAAAACCAAUAAUAAUACCAACUUCCCCAACAGCAAUAGCAAUAACAAAACUUGUGAAAGKUGCAAAUCUUUGGAGGCUAAAAUUGACGAUUUGAACACCAAAUUUGACAACAUGCUAGAUUACCUUAAAAAAAUGAUGGAAGUUCAGGCAAAGCAAGGCGCCCAAUUAAGCGUUCUUGCUAAUAAGGACGCAGAUAUGAGGAAUUUGAGCAAACUCUUCCCUAUAAAAACCAUUGAAGAAAUGGAAAGCKUCAAUAACGCCAUAAAUGAGGUGAACAUCAAUGAAUAUAUUAACGCAAUAAAACACCUAUUAAAGGGGGAUCCUGAAAAGCACUUUGAGGAAAUUAUCUCCAGAUCUAUGUGCAACGAAGUCAAUGUAGGCGGCGUCCAUGGCAAGAUUUGCCUAAAAAAAUAUACUUCCUUGUAUGAUGCGAUUAUAAGUGGAUUGUCGGCGACGUCAGAAAAGCCCGAUAAGCAACUAUCGAAAUGCCUCCACAUUGUUAAAAAAAGGCUGUAUAGAUUGACCACAGUUAAUAAACUAAAAAUCGGAAAUAACUAA
Bactrocera latifrons is the source of this 1028-nucleotide messenger RNA. Its product is annotated as histone H2B.v2-like. The coding region runs from base 339 to 1028 and encodes 229 amino acids. Lineage: Eukaryota; Metazoa; Arthropoda; Insecta; Diptera; Tephritidae. The transcript has 5 exons. The record is from RefSeq and is a predicted model, not a curated record.